Paramecium pentaurelia is the source of this 724-nucleotide messenger RNA. NCBI's taxonomy places the organism in Eukaryota, Ciliophora, Oligohymenophorea, Peniculida, Parameciidae. The record is from the annotation of a GenBank genome assembly.
AAUGUUAAAUACAAGUUCAAUGAAUUUAGGAGACACUAGCAAAGUUUAUAAGUAAAGCAAUCAACUUGGAAUUUUAUCUACUGCUAUUAGUAAAAUAGGGAAUUCAGAUCACUCUUUUCAUAAAGGAGUAAAAGCAGCAAAUACUACAAAUGUAUCUCCUGUAAGAAUGAGAUUGUUUAGAGAAUCACCAGAACGAAAACAAAGAGGACUCGAUGGAUUAGUUGUAGGAGAGUUUCAGUAAUUUAAUUAGUAUUAUACUAUUAGUCCUCGUAAAUAAACAUAAGUUGUGUAUAGUAGCAUUCAUUAGAGUUCAUCUCCAAUGAUUCAUAAACCUUAAUAGAAACAAUAAUUUUAGGAUUCACCCACAAGAGCUAAAUAGAAAAUAGAUAGAUUUAAGAAUUGGGACUCAAAAUUAGACAUUGAAUUAUAAUUACAAAAUACUGGGAUUACUAGAAUGGGAAAUGAUAUAGUCUAUCAAUCUGGUCCAUAACUUAAUUAUACAAAAUCAAUAUAAUUUAAUGAGAGAUUAAAUAGAAAUAAUCCUUCAAUUUCACAAUCAGAUAUUGUAUAAUUAACAGCUAAAUUAAAUGCAAUACCAAGAACAGAAUUAACUAAUUUUACAAGAGGGUAUUACAUAAUAAUUAUAAUUAUAGACAUGCUCAUGAAUUAUCCACACUUUAAUAAUCAUUACAAAGGAUAUUGAAAUCAAGCAAAGCCUAUUGAA